AUGUUGGCUUCUACGGCCGGAGGAAAUGAUGCCAAAACUCCUGCUUUAUCUCUGCUACCGUCCGAGUUGCUUCAUGAAAUCCUGGGUGCUGCAGAUUUAGCAUCCAGCACCUUGUUCACGCUGGCACUAUCGUCAAGAUCCUUUUACCAUACAGCUUUAAGCCUCUAUCUCGCGAAAAUAGGCUGCCCGCACCCACGGGAAAGGAUCACACUUGCCCCUCCGAGCACCACAGACAGGUGCUUUGAUGCCCUCACUGCAUUGCGUCUCCCCUUCUUCGUCGACGAAACCGAGGAACUGGUCUUCAUUUCGCAUAGCAUGGAUGACCCGUUCUUACACCAUAUCGCCAGACUGCAGUCUACCCUUGGAAGACUUCGGCGCUUUCGUCGGGUGGUUCUGAAGUGGAAAGGACGAAGAAUCAGCGGCCCUCCCCCAUCGCAGCUUUCAAGCGUCUAUCCGGCGCUCGGCCUGCUCCUCAACACCAUUCUCGAGAAAGGGUGCGAGUCAUUGGAAAUUCAUGGCUUGAAUUGGACGUCGGAUGAAUGUCAAUGCAUACCCGUAUUUCCAUCCAAGUCCGUUCUCACUACAGCGGUCUCGUCCGUCCGGAGGAUCCUGGGACUAAAGCAGGCCUUCGACUCAAAUGAGUCUGUCCUGGAUGGGAGAUACUGGAAGUACAGAGUAUCCCCAGGAAAGACGCCACUCCCCAUGAUCACUUUAUCCACAUCUGCGCGAGAGAAGACCUGCCUUCGAACGCUCACCAUCGACUCGUACGCCAUGUGGACACCUCCACUCCUUCAAUGGCUUUAUUCAACCCUCCUUACCUCCCCUGUCGAAGAGUUGAAAUUGGCCAACUUCCAACUCGAGGAUCAAUUAAACCUCAGUUGGUUUGUUGCCAGUUCUCUAUUCUCCGAGGCAGCUCCACAUCUAAAGCGCCUGGGAUUGGGGGAGUUCUACUAUCCUUCCAUCGAGGAGCUGAAUAAAUGGGUUAGCUCGUUCCAGCAGUUAACCUCCCUCACUAUUGACAAACUUGAUCUCCCCUGGUACGCCGGGCUUCGUCGCCCUGCAUUCUCCGUCCUCGAAUCCUGCCCUGCGCUUCCCAACCUAGAGGAACUCAGGGUUGACGGAACAUGGUUUGCGAACACCUUCAAAGCCUUCACCGAAGCCGAUUUCCCAAAUCUUCGGCGUCUCACUAUCGUCACCCGUCUCCUGCACCUCUCUUCCGGAACAAGUGUCGAUCCUUUCGUAGUCGCACUCAAACGAGUGGCCGUGGUCCAUGCAAAGGAACAAAACCGUUUUACAAUCACGAUGGAAUGGGUUGCCGCCGAUGUCGGCAUGUUUUACGCCUGGACAGUAACUGUGGGCACCCAGAUUUUAGGUGAUUGGGUCGCCUGCAUCUCUCAUCUGGUGUUGAGAUUGGGCAGGUCUCAAACCUUCACAAUCUCAUCACGCCGAACGAGUGAGGCUGGACCUCCUGCUGCAUUUUCACUCUUCCUCGCUCGUUUCGUGAACGCUGGGCCCCUGCAAAUUAUUAGCAUGGAUCGAGAGGAAGUCUCUUAG
Messenger RNA from Coprinopsis cinerea okayama7#130, 1554 nucleotides. RefSeq lists its product as hypothetical. Lineage: Eukaryota; Fungi; Basidiomycota; Agaricomycetes; Agaricales; Psathyrellaceae. The coding region runs from base 1 to 1554 and encodes 517 amino acids. The record is from RefSeq and is a predicted model, not a curated record. The transcript has 2 exons.